Messenger RNA from Hydra vulgaris (swiftwater hydra), 5396 nucleotides. The record is from RefSeq and is a predicted model, not a curated record. Lineage: Eukaryota; Metazoa; Cnidaria; Hydrozoa; Anthoathecata; Hydridae.
CCGACGGAGAACGAGAUUUUUGAAAGAGUAUUUGUAAGUGUUUGUAUGAUCAAAACAAACAAAAUUAUUUUAUAAGAUCCAGAGAGAUAUAAAAGAUAAAUUCACAAUCAACUAGUGUUUGGAUUUCUAGUUUUGAAACAAAUGAGAGUGAUUCAUGGAACAUAACAAUCAAUAACAACCGUUUCCAAAGAGUUUUGUAUUCAAGUAUUAGUAGUAUUGUGUCUCCUCAAGGAAUAACAAAGUUUGAGAUCAGCUGUUGGUGAAUGGUAGUUCAUCAAAUAGAAAUAAAGAGAUGGAGACAGACCUGAAUGACAAAAAAUUUAAAACUGGUGAUGGUAAAUGGGCAGUUUCCGCUAAGGGAAUCAACAGUGAACUAUUGUUACCACAAUUGGCAUAUUAUGGUGGAACUAUCACUGUUACAUUUUAUGCCAACUCACUUCAACCUAAUGUUUUAACUGUUCGAUUCUUAAAGGUAAAUUUUGAACUACUUCAAGAAUAUGAUGUAAUUACUAGCAAUCAAUGGAAUAGAUAUUCUAAAAGUCUAUCUAAUAUUCAAUAUCCUGCAUUUUUGGUCUCUUUUCUUUAUAAUAGUGAUAGUCCAAUAUAUGUGGAUUCAGUUGAAAUAGAUAUUGAUGGUCAAAUUAUAUCUUGUCCAGUAAUAAGUGCUGAUAACCCUUGUGCAUUUACUACAGAUAUUAAAAAAACUUAUGGAUGGGUUUUUAAAGAUACUGAAGCUUUUUGGGGCAUUGCGCCAGGAUACUUAUAUUUGAAAACAAAUUUUUUAUACCUGGGUGGAUUGAUAAUUGGUUCGAUGAAUUUCAGAGCAAAGGCAACUACUGGUUGGGUAACUAUUAUAAUUUCAGUUAAUCAAACAUCGUACGUACAGAAAGUUAGUUCUGGAUAUACUGAUUUUGACUUAACUGCCUCUACUCAGUAUACUGUAGGACAAACAUACACGCUUUUGAUAUCAUUUGAUUCUACUACAACUGAAGCUAGAUUAACUAGCCUCUCUAUGAGUGUUGCUGGCAACGACAGUGCAUGUCAUUCAGUACUUAGUUAUACAGUAUUUACAAAUGGAAUUACUUGUAGGUGUAAUGAAAAUUCUUGUCCCAGUCCUAAUACCCAAUGUAUUGUAUCAACAAUUGAUCCAUCAAUCUACCCAUGUAUUUGUCUUUCUGGAUACACUAAAGAUGCUUUGGGAAACUGUGUUGAUAUUAACGAAUGUAAUACCUUGGUACAACCAUGUUUUUGGAGUAAUGAAGUAUGCAUUAAUACAAAUGGCAGUUAUCUGUGUACUUGUGAUAAUGGAUGGCUGUUGGCUCAAGAUAAUGCCAGCUGUGUUGAUAUUAAUGAGUGUGAAAGGUUUACAUCGCUAUGUUCAUGGAGUAAUGGAGCAUGUAUAAAUACAAAUGGUAGCUAUUUCUGCUCAUGUAAGAAUGGUUGGGCAAUGGGUCAAGAUAAUUCAAGCUGUGUAGAUAUUAAUGAGUGUCAAAGCUCUGCACCUCCAUGUUCAUGGAGGAAUGGAGUAUGCACAAAUACAAAUGGUAAUUAUCUCUGCUCCUGUAUGAAUGGAUGGAAAAUGGGUCAAGAUAAUGCUAGCUGUGCUGAUAUUAACGAGUGUCAAAGCUCUUCACCACCAUGUUCAUGGAGUAAUGGAGUAUGUUUAAAUACAAAUGGUAGUUAUCUCUGCUCCUGUAUAGUUGGCUGGGCAAUGGGUCUUGGUAAUGCUAGCUGUGUUGAUAUUAAUGAGUGUCAAAGCUCUUCACCACCAUGUUCAUGGAGUAAUGGAGUAUGUACAAAUACAAAUGGUAGUUAUCUCUGCUCCUGUAAAAAUGGAUGGAAAAUAGGUCAAGAUAAUGCUAGCUGUGUUGAUAUUAAUGAGUGUCAAAACUCUGCACCACCAUGUUCAUGGAGUAAUGGAGUAUGUACAAAUACAAAUGGUAGUUAUCUCUGCUCCUGUAAAGUUGGAUGGAAAAUGGGUCAAGAUAAUGCUAGCUGUGUUGAUAUUAACGAGUGUGAUAGCUCUUCACCACCAUGUUCAUGGAGUAAUGGAGUAUGUUCAAAUACAAAUGGUAGUUUUAUCUGCUCCUGUAAAAAUGGAUGGAAGAUGGGUCAGGACAAUGCUAGCUGUGUAGAUAUUAAUGAGUGUCAAAACUCUGCACCACCAUGUUCAUGGAGUAAUGGAGUAUGUACAAAUACAAAUGGUAAUUAUCUCUGCUCCUGUAAGAAUGGAUGGAAAAUGGGUCAAGAUAAUGCUAGCUGUGUUGAUAUUAACGAGUGUCAAAGUUCUGGACCUCCAUGUUCAUGGAGUAAUGGAGUAUGUACAAAUACAAAUGGUAGUUAUCUCUGCUCCUGUAAAGAUGGAUGGACAAUGGGUCCUGAUAAUGCUAGCUGUGUUGAUAUUAAUGAGUGUCAAAGUUCUUCACCACCAUGUUCAUGGAGUAAUGGAGUAUGUUCAAAUACAAAUGGUAGUUAUCUCUGCUCUUGUAAAAAUGGAUGGAAAAUAGGUCAAGAUAAUGCUAGCUGUGUUGAUAUUAAUGAGUGUCAAAGCUCUGCACCACCAUGUUCAUGGAGUAAUGGAGUAUGUAUAAAUACAAAUGGAAGUUAUAUCUGCUCCUGUAAAAAUGGAUGGAAAAUGGGUCAAGAUAAUGUUAGCUGUGUUGAUAAUAAUGAGUGUCUAAGCUCUGCACCACCAUGUUCAUGGAGUAAUGGAGUAUGUACAAAUACAAAUGGUAGUUACCUCUGCUCCUGUAAAGAUGGAUGGACAAUGGGUCUUGAUAAUGCUAGCUGUGUUGACAUUAACGAGUGUAACAGUAUGUCACCGCCAUGUACAUGGAGCAAUGGAAUAUGCAUUAACACAAAUGGCAGUUAUUUUUGUUCAUGUAAAAAUGAAUGGAGACUGGGUCAGGAUAAUGCCAGCUGUGUUGAUAAAUGUAACAACACAUGUGUCUACACAUAUUCAAAUGGGAUUUAUACAAAUUUAUGUAAUGAUGCAAAUGGUUCUCUGAUAAACACAACUCUUUUCAAAUGUUUUGAUGUUAGUGAAUGUAUUAAAAACAAUAAUUGUAGCUGGAAUGAAGGCAUUUGCACCAAUUCUAUGGGAAGCUUUAAAUGUUCAUGUCACAAUGAGUGGGAGUUAGGGAAAAAUAAUAAUAGCUGUGAAGCUCCUUCUACUAUUUUUUCAAGUGUAUCUAUGGGUUCCUUUAAAGUUAAAUAUGUACCUUUUAUAGAGGAUGUGGUCUUUGAGUUUGUGGUUGUUUAUAUCUGUCGUUUGAACAGCCCUACUGAUGAAAUAAAUUUAGACAAUUGUUAUCCUGCUCUACAAUUUAAUCCUUAUACUACUACCACAAUUAGUCUUGGAACUGGAAAUCCAAAAACAAGUCGUAAAAGAAGAGCUGUUACUUAUGAUAAUUCACCACUUAAAGAAGGAGAAGUUUAUGCCAUAUUUUUCCGUGGUUACACAUCUGAUGGCCAGAAUUAUUCCUCGCCUUACUCUAAACCUUUAUUAGUAAUUGAUUCAACUUCUCCUUGUGUUCCUAUUGAUUGUCAUUCAUAUAAAAAUCAAACAUGCAGUUUGGUCAAUUCCACUUAUGCAAAGUGCUAUUGCAAAAAUGGUUUUAUUUCUUUUGAUAACCUUGUAACAUGUGAAGAUAUUAAUGAAUGUUUAUCAGUAUCAAAUGUCUGUUACAAGAAUAGUCAAUGUACAAAUUUAAUUGGUAGUUUUAUGUGCUCAUGCAUAGAUGGAUAUAAAUUUAAAGAUUACUCGAAUGGUUGUGUCGAUAUAAAUGAAUGUGAAACAUCAUGUAAUACUUCUAACACAACUUGCAUUAAUACAAUAGGAUCGUAUGAGUGUCGCUGCAAUAUUGCAGGUUCCUUUUAUAACACAACAUUGGGUUUAUGUCAAGAUUUAAAUGAAUGCAGUUCAACUAAACCAUGCGAUUCAGUUAGAGGGAUUUGUUAUAAUCAAGACAUAUUUGAGACUGGUAAACCUUACAGUUGUUCUUGUCCAAGUGGUUGGGAGUUGUCAAAAGAUGGAAACAAUAGUUGUGUUGAUAUUAAUGAGUGUUUAACAUUGUGUAGUGGAGUAAAUGCUUUUUGCAUCAACACAGUUGGUUCUUAUAAAUGUUCUUGUGCUGUUGGUUUUUCAUUAAAUGCUUCUUCACAGUGUCAAUUAAACAACUGUAGUUGUCCUUUAAAUUCCAAAUGCGCGGUUAAUGGCACAAUUAAUGGAAAUUUUGGUUGCACAUGUGAUUUUGGCUAUUCACCUAACUAUAUGUCUAACUGUGAAGUAAUAGAUCAAUGUGAAGGUACAAAAAAUUGCAUGAAACCUCAUCAGUUCUGCCAAAAUGUUUAUAGCAAUUUUAGUUUUAUAUGUUUGUGUCGUGAUGGUUACCAAAAAGUAGGAGAUGAGUGCAUAGCAAUUAAUGUAAGUGUGUGCAAUCAGUCUUCAAAGAAUAAUAUAUCGUUAUGCUCUUUUAAUCAACAAUGUUUUGAUACAAAAUCAAGUUAUGAAUGUAGAUGUCUGACUGGUUAUGAAAAAACUGAAUCUGGACAAUGUCAAGAUAUAAAUGAGUGUGAAGGAAAUGUUUUAGCUUGUCAACCUAAUGCUGAUUGUAUAAACACUAAUGGGAGUUAUUACUGUAAAUGUAAAGAAGGUUUUGUUGGAACAAAUGUCAGUAAUACAACCAUGAUGCUCUGCUACACAACUAGUGUUUGGAGUUCCUGGGAACAAAUUGGUGUUUGCAGUGAGCGGUGUUCAACAAACAAAAAUCAAGGAAGAUUGAAGUUUCAAAGAUUUUGCGAAGCAAUUGAUUUUAGCAAUUGUAAUGGAGAUUUUUUCAAGCAAGAGAUGUGCAACUCUGAGUUUUGUGACAACAAAAUUGAGAUUCUGAAAUCAAUUGAUUGCCAGAAGUGGCCAUACAUGCAAGCUAAUCUUAUUAGUCAAACUGUUUUAAAUAACGAAACUUGGUUAAAAAAACUCAGAACUUGGGGAGGUUGGAAAGCAAAAACCUGUGGUCAACUUUUAACUGAUGCCAGCAAAAUUGUUAAUCAAGAUAUAGAGAUUAUAGUUAAAGAAAUUAAGCUUUUGCUUGAUGACAGAAAUACUUUACAAAAAGUUAUUGAUUGUAACACUAGCAAUCAACAGAAAAAUAGUCUUCAAAGACAAUAUAUUGCUAUUUACUCGCGUCUCACAAUGUACCGUGCUAUCAAAGCUACUUUAAGCAAGUUGAAAUCUAGAAUUGAUGUGAAACUUAACGAAUGCACCCGUCAAUUAACUAUGUUUGGUUCUUAUGCAAGCAUGUAAAGAAUGUGAUCAACUUUGAUUUAUGUUAACUGCACCUAUUUUUACAGUUUUAUUUGCUACUUUUUACUGGUUUCAAUAAAUCAGUCUAUAU